Molecule: messenger RNA, 1918 nt
Organism: Xiphias gladius (swordfish)
Lineage: Eukaryota; Metazoa; Chordata; Actinopteri; Istiophoriformes; Xiphiidae
Gene: dguok
Product: deoxyguanosine kinase
Exons: 7
Coding region: 331-1332 (333 amino acids)
Biological process (GO): nucleobase-containing compound metabolic process
Cellular component (GO): cytoplasm; mitochondrion
Molecular function (GO): deoxynucleoside kinase activity; ATP binding
Source: RefSeq, a predicted model, not a curated record
UUGUUGCUACUGUUUGUAGCAUUUUGGCACAUUUUCUUAUGAAUUUACAUUAGUAAUUUUACUUACCAGCAGCAAACAUGCGAAACGCGAAAGAGUGAACGCUACAGGAACAAUUCAACCAACAUAACGCUAUUUAUAAACAUAGCGUUUGCAAAAUUAGCUUUAAAUUGAAUAUUCCUAACGAAUGUCCCUGUUACAUCGUAGAGAGUGUGAGCUAGCUACCAUGAGGUUCACUCAACGGUAAUGUGACAUUUCUUAACCGCUCACUAUCAUUAGAACGCACGAAGUGACAUGUAGACAAAUGUGACAGUGUCUAUUUAAUUCUACCUAAUGCCUGUCGUGAUGGCUGCCCUGUAUCGAUGCGUCCUGUUCAACCGAAUUUCCAAAAAACAAACAGGUUUGAUACCUGUCGUGACAUUUGGAUAUAAUGCGUCUCCUCCACAGUGGAAGACUCCUGACUUCUUCUUGCGAGCCAAGAGUACAGCCUUAACACAGAAAGCAACUAACCUAAGCACUAUGGCUAGCAAGGCAGACAAGAUCAGUGUUUCUUGUUCAAGGUGUCUGUCGUGUAAAGCUUCAGCCGUAGAUGGAAAAGCUCGGGUGAAGAGAGUUUCUAUUGAAGGCAACAUCGCUGUUGGAAAGUCAACUUUUGCUAGACUCUUGCAGUCAGCCUGUCCAGACUGGGAGGUGAUGGCAGAACCUGUCAGCAAGUGGCAGAACAUUACGAGUGGGACCUCAAAGGGGACAGACGCAUCCCCCCAGACGACAGUCAGCAACCUCCUCCAGAUGAUGUACCAGGACCCCCUGCGCUGGUCGUACACAUUUCAGACAUAUUCGUGUAUGAGCCGGCUAAGAACACAACUGCAGCCUCCUCCAGCUCGCCUGCUCAGCUCAGAGGGAACACCAGUCCAGGUGUACGAGCGCUCAGUCUACAGCGACAGAUACAUCUUUGCCCUGAACAUGUUUGAGUUGGGUUGCAUCAACCCUACAGAGUGGGCAGUUUACCAGGACUGGCACUCCCUCCUGGUGGAGCAGUUUGGACACAAGGUGGAGCUGGAGGGCAUCAUCUACCUCACAGCCCCACCAAAGAAAUGUAUGGAGCGUCUGGAGCGUCGGGGAAGGGCAGAGGAGAAGGCAGUGAAACUAGACUAUCUGGAAAAGCUGCAUGUUCAACAUGAGAGGUGGCUUGUUGAGAAGACCACUGAAGUACAUUUUGAGAAGUUAAAACAGAUACCUGUGUUACAACUCGAUGCCAGUGCUGAGUUUCAGAGUGACCCAGAAGUGCAGGAGCAAGUUAUUACAAAGGUGAAGAACUUCUUCAAUUCUUUGUGAGAGGACAGUCAUCAACUAACAUCAACAGUGGGAAAGAGAUGAGACCAGUCACACUUCAUUCAGUCAAGUUAACUGACAUAUAAAUACAUAUGAGUUUAUCAGAGUGAAAGAAAUAUAAAGUAAUAUAAAACAGAUUCCUCUCUUUGAUAAGCCGCAAUCUCUACCUGGCCUGCAUGCAACGCAGAUUGAGUUUUGUCUGUAUAUGAAUGUUCUUCAAAAAAGACUUUUAGAUAAGUUUUUUUUUUUUUUUUUAGAUUUUUGUUGGUUGCUUAUUUAUUUGUUAGUUUUGAGCGUCACUGAGUAGUCAUAAAAGUUACUUCUAUUACUGUUUAUUCCACUUGAAAUACUAAGAACUAUUUCUCUCCCUCACACAAUAAUUAACAUAUCCAAGUGAUUGAAACGUAGAUCAGUUAAAUGGUUUUAAAGUCUGUGUAAAUUAGAAUUACUAUGACCAUUUGGAAACACAGUUUACUGAACAUCACAUAGUUUUAGUGCACUGUUGUAUACAUUCCUGACUGGAACAAGCAAACAAGACAGGUAUUGUAUUUGUUCUUUUUCACUAAAUAAAGAUGUAUUCAUUUUUAAA